CAGAAAGCCACAGAGACCAUUUUACACCUCUGCGUUUCUUUCAUUCUGUUGUCCGUUCUCCAAGCUUUGAUUUCUCCUUGUCGUUUGGUAUCUGUCUCCAUUGUUGGGUCCGUUUGAGAGGGAAUCAAACUAAACUAAAACAAUACCCGCCAUUUCGCCGAAUCUCUCGACUUCCCAAGCUCGCUCUUGUGCCGCCACCAGGUUCGUUUAAAAAAAAAGGAGAAGUCUUUGGAUUCUUUCUCACCUAUUUUGGAAUUCUGCUUAGAGCAACAAGAGUUCAGUCUCCUCGGGGGCCUUUGAUUCCCUGCCAUGGACAAAUGGCUUCCUUCAAUUCCCCAUCUGGGUUCUCUCUAUAUAAAACUGGCUCGAGAGAGAUUCAAGAGAUUAUCAGUCGAUACCACGAUGUUCCGUCGGAAGGCUAAUAAUGCUAACCAGGAUCCUGAGAAUGAUCCUCAGCAGCAAGAGGCUAAGAUCAACGAGCUCAAGGCCGCCAUAGGUCCUCUAUCUGGCCCGAGCUUGAAGUAUUGCAGCGAUGCAUGCUUCAGAAGGUAUCUGGUAGCGCGAAACUGGAAUGUGGAGAAAGCCAAGAAGAUGUUGCAGGAAACUCUCGAGUGGAGGUCGAGCUAUAAGCCCGAAGAAAUCCGUUGGGUAGUCCCCAUAUCUGUUAUGCCAUUCGUGCUCGAGUUUUCCAUCUGUAAUGUGAUUGGAGAGCUGAAUUCUGUGUUUGAUUAUUUUACUUACAGCCCCAAGUUGCACACGAAGAACACGAAAUCAUUCGAGAACCAAAUCCGCCAUCUGGUUUACUUGCUUGAGAAUGCAGUUCUCAACCUGCCAGAGGGCCAAGAGCAGAUGUCUUUCCUCAUCGACUUCACAGGCUGGUCGAUCACCAACAACGUGCCCAUCAAGACAGCGCACGAGACCGCCUCGAUUCUGCAGAACCACUACCCCGAGAGGCUGGCAGUCGCGUUCCUCUACAACCCUCCGAGGAUCUUCGAAGCGUUCUGGAAGGUGGUGAAGUACUUUUUGGAUCCCAGGACGUUCCAGAAGGUGAAGUUCGUGUACCCGAAGAAGAACAAGGAGAGCGUCGAGGUAAUGAGAUUGCACUUUGAUGAUCAGAACUUGCCAGCUGACUUUGGAGGGCAAGGUGACUUGCAGUAUGACCAUGCCGAGUUUUCGAAGAUGAUGAUUCAGGAUGAUGUGAAGACGGCUUCUUUCUGGGGGCUUGAUGCUGCAAAGUUGAAUGGUGUUGAGGUUGCUCCUACUGAGUCUUGAGUAUGAGAUUAAUGGGGAGAACUGCAGUCUAGCUAUUAGCUAAGCUAAGCAGCUCUGUUUGAGUUGAUAUAUUAAUCCUGCUUGACUUCUUGCUAGUCUAGAAGAGAAGAAGGGUGACCCCUUUCUCCGAGCUAUUGCAUUUCUCUUUUCCCAAUUGCUGUUUGCAUUAUCUAAUUUUAUCAAUCCAAUGUGACGAUUUAACUGGCUAAUUCGAUUUAAACUUGACCAACUGAAAGGUGGCGUAUGACUCGAUAAACCGAUUGAGAUUUAUCAGUAACUCGAGUUCAUUUGAUCCAGGUUUGUAUUAUGU
This is a messenger RNA of Linum tenue, 1582 nucleotides long. NCBI's taxonomy places the organism in Eukaryota, Viridiplantae, Streptophyta, Magnoliopsida, Malpighiales, Linaceae. The record is from the annotation of a GenBank genome assembly.